This is a messenger RNA of Drosophila miranda, 3066 nucleotides long. It is a transcript of the gene Parp1, whose product is annotated as poly [ADP-ribose] polymerase. The transcript has 6 exons. Gene Ontology annotation, molecular function: DNA binding; zinc ion binding; NAD binding. NCBI's taxonomy places the organism in Eukaryota, Metazoa, Arthropoda, Insecta, Diptera, Drosophilidae. Bases 25 to 3006 code for a protein of 993 amino acids. The record is from RefSeq and is a predicted model, not a curated record. Gene Ontology annotation, cellular component: nucleus.
GAAAUUGAUUAACGUUUAUUCAAUAUGGAUAUGGAAUUGCCGUACAUGGCAGAAUAUGCCAAAUCUGGUCGUGCUUCUUGUAAAGGUUGUAAGUCUGCUAUUCCGAUGAAAGAGCUACGAAUUGCAGUUAUGGUCCAAUCUGCUUUUCACGAUGCCAAAGUACCUAACUGGUUCCAUAAGAGAUGUUUUUUCGAGAAACAACGUCCAACAUCUGUAGGGGACAUACAGAAUUUCGAAAACUUACGUUUUGAUGAUCAAAAGGAACUGGAGACGCUUAUUGGAGCUGUAGCAGGAAGCGUAAUUGCUAAUACCGGAAAGAAACGUUCUAAGGCAGAAACCACAGCGCUGAAAGACUUUGGUAUCGAGUAUGCAAAAUCCAGCCGAUCAUCCUGCCGGGGCUGCGAUCAAAAAAUAAGCAAAGAUCAAAUUCGUAUACGAAAAACUGUGUUUGAUACUGAAGUUGGUAUGAAGUAUGGUGGUCAACCACUGUGGCAUCAUAUAGAAUGCUUUGCACAAUUGAGAUCCGAACUUGGUUGGUUCGAUACUGGCGAAAAUAUUCCAGGUUACAAAAGCUUAAAAGCCGAGGACAAAGUUGAAGUGAUAAGAGUGCUUCCGACCAUCAAGUGUGAAGACACUCCGGAUGCCAAAAAACAAAAAGUGGACCAAACUGAUGAUAAGGAAGAAAAGGAGAAAAUAAAACAGAUUAAAAAACAGAACGACACGUUUUUUAAAUUCCGCGAUGAACUAAAAAGUCAAAUGAAAAAACAAGACAUUGAGGAUCUCCUAAUAUCGAAUGGACAGCAGCCGGUAACGGGCGACUCUGAAAAGUUUUUUGAUCAAGUUGCAGAUAUGUUAACAUUUGGCGCUAUUACCCCCUGCUCUGAAUGCAAAUGUUCUCAGUUUAUUUUCAAUAAAUCUGGAUACAAAUGCAAUGGAAAUAUUUCCGAGUGGACCAAAUGCGAUAAGAUUUACACUGAACCAAAUCGCACGGCUUGUAAAGUACCUAAGGCUAUAAAAUCAUCCUAUCAUUUUUUAGAUGGGGUUAAAAAAAAACCAAUAACACGAAUUAUUCAAUAUAUUCCUCCAAGUGCCUCCAUAAUUUCUAAAAAUAUAUUGCUGAAAAAGAAUCCUGAGGAGUUAAAUGGACCGAAAAUUGUUCGUAAGAAGCCACCAUUAUAUAAUUUGAGAUUUUCCAUUAUUGGAAUUAAAGAAAAAGAAAAAGAGUUAAAAAAACGAAUUGAAAAAUUGGGCGGAAAAUGCGAAACCAAAAUAUCCGAAAGGACUAUAGCAAUUAUAUCUACUGAAGAAGAAACUAAAAAAAAAACCAACAGAAUGGAGUCGGCAAAAACAUUUGGCAUUCAAAUUGUGCCUGUUGAAUACAUCGAUUCUGUUGAAUCUGAUCCUGAUGGCGCCAUUAAUUAUAUAAGCAGUAUGAGCAUUUGCGACUGGGGUACAGACCCAUCAGCUCGUGUUCCCCAAGAAGAAGCUAAAAGCUCAAAGUCAAAGAGUAUAUAUACAAAAUCUGUUCCUACGUCAAAAACUCUAAAAGUAAAGGAUGGUCUUGCUGUGGAUCCUGAUAGUGGUCUUGAAGACAUCGCCCAUGUCUAUGUUCAGGGAAAAGACAAAUACAAUAUAGUGCUUGGUUUGACUGAUAUUCAACGCAACAAAAAUUCAUACUAUAAGCUACAGCUAUUGGAAGCUGAUAAAGGUUCAAGGUAUUGGAUUUUUCGUUCAUGGGGACGGAUCGGCACGACCAUUGGGAAUUUUAAGGUUGAAGAGUGUGAUACCAUUUUGGAAGCGAAAGAAAUUUUUCAAAAAGUAUAUGCUGAUAAGUCCGGAAAUGAAUUUAAAGAUCGAGAACAUUUUGUCAAAAUCCCAGACCGUAUGUAUCCGAUCGAUAUUCAGUACGAUGACGAUUCAAAAAUGUUAACGGAUAACAAACAUGUAAUUAGUUCCAAGCUUGAACCUUCCGUACAAAAUUUAAUCAAACUUAUUUUUGAUGUCGAUUUUAUGAAAAAAACAAUGAUGGAAUUUCACAUUGACAUGGAGAAAAUGCCUUUAGGUAAACUAAGUUUAAAGCAAAUUCAGUCUGCGUAUAAUGUGGUAAAAAAAAUGUAUGAAUUGAUCGAGUCCGGUUCUAAAAAUGCAGGACUUAUUGAUGCUUCUAAUAGAUUUUACACGUUGAUUCCCCACAACUUUGGAGUCCAAUCUCCACCAUUGAUUGAAACUUCUAAGCAAGUCGAAGAUUUGCGACAAAUGCUUGAUUCGCUGGCUGAAAUCGAGGUCGCCUAUAACUUAAUAAAGAACGAAGAUACAAUUGAUAACAUAAACCCAUUAGACAAACAUUACGAGCAAUUGAAGACUCAAUUGGUAACGCUAGAUAAAAAUAGUGAUGAAUUUUCAAUUUUAAAUAAGUAUGUAAAGAAUACCCAUGCUGCUACCCACAGUGCCUAUGAGCUUGAGGUGGUGGAUGUGUUUAAAGUAGCUCGUCAAGGGGAGGCUAGACGUUUUAAACCUUUUAAAAAGCUACAUAAUCGAAAAUUAUUAUGGCACGGUUCACGUAUAACGAAUUUCGCUGGUAUCUUAUCUCAUGGUUUGAAAAUUGCUCCCCCUGAAGCGCCACCAACUGGUUAUAUGUUUGGAAAAGGCAUUUAUUUUGCUGACAUGGUUUCAAAAUCUGCUAAUUAUUGUUGCACAAGCCAACAAAACUCAACCGGAUUGCUGCUUCUUUCCGAAGUAGCAUUAGGAGAUAUGAUGGAAUGUACCGCAGCGAAAUACGUUACGAAACUACCGAACGAUAAGCACAGCUGCUAUGGCCAUGGUCGCACCAUGCCAGAUCCUAAAGAGACCUAUAUGCGAAGUGAUGGUGUGGAAAUACCACUUGGAAGGGCAGUCACUGAUGCAAAUUUGAAAUCUUCAUUAUUAUACAAUGAGUAUAUAGUUUACGAUAUUGCCCAGGUAAAUGUUCAAUACUUGCUUCGAAUGGAAUUUAAGUAUAAGUAUUAAGAUGUGGAAAUUUGUUAAAAAAUCACUCUGAAUAAAAUUACUAUCCUGUAUUAAAUCAUA